Trypanosoma grayi is the source of this 567-nucleotide messenger RNA. Its product is annotated as glutaredoxin-like protein. The record is from RefSeq and is a predicted model, not a curated record. The transcript has a single exon. Lineage: Eukaryota; Euglenozoa; Kinetoplastea; Trypanosomatida; Trypanosomatidae. Bases 1 to 567 code for a protein of 188 amino acids.
AUGCAACGCUUUUGCGGCGCGAUACCUCGGCGAACGGGAGUCCUUUUUGUGCGGCGGUUCCCGGCCGCACCGAUGCUCCUGCAGCAGUGGCGGCCCCUCACCACGACCCCGGCGCCCCCCUCUUCGGCGGCGGCGGCAAGUGGUGGCGGCAUUGGCGGCGAUGUGCAGAACACGGAGGACACGCACCCCGACUUCCAGCCCCGCGUGGUCAACACUGAGAUCGCGGCGGAUGAGAUCGCGAUGGUGAAGAAAGACAUCGACGACACCAUCAAGACGGAGGAUGUCGUGGUGUUCAUGAAAGGCGUGCCGGAGGCGCCCAUGUGCGCAUUCUCGAAGCGCCUCAUUGACGUGCUGGAGGCAUUUGGGCUCGAGUACACCUCCUUCGACGUGCUCGCCCACCCCGUGGUGCGCACGUACGUGAAGGAGGUGAGCCAAUGGCCGACGAUACCGCAGCUCUUCAUCAAGGGCGAGUUUGUCGGUGGUCUCGACGUUGUGCAGAAGAUGGUUGAGGUCGGCGACAUGCAGAAACUCAUGGACCAGAAGGGGAUUAGUUAUCGCAGCAGAUAG